GUCAUUCUCGCUUGAUAUCGUUGGCAAAGAAUUCUUCAAAGAUCACUCAAGAUAUAUGAUAUAAGUAUCAUCAAUUGACUGCUUCAAGUUCUAUCUCAUCAAAUGGCUUCUUCCUCAACUCCUUCAUCUUCAGUUCCUACUGCUUCUUCCUCAUCUCGUAGAUCAUUUCAAUUUCCUCCAAAUCCUCUUCAUCAGUCUUAUCAUCCUUUAUCUCAUCACCAUUCUACCCUAAGUUCUGGUAGUAACAAUCUCUUCAAUCAUCCAUCUGGUUCUUCCUGGUCUCAUGCGUCUCCGACUCGGCUUCAUACUCCGAUAAGUCAUCCUCUUUACCGAUUACCGACUUCCGCUUCUCGUUUAUCGUCAAUUCGUCAGUCUGCUGCUCAACUUUCGACUCCUUCUCACCAACCUGUACUCGUACCUCAACCUCAACAACCGAGCUUUUUGAACCCGUCCCUUCAAUUGCAAUCCGAUUGGUUUGAUAGACCCGAUAGCCGAUCAUCAUCACAAUCUCAAUCGACUGCUCUUCCUUCGGCCCUCAACUCACUCCCUCCCGGCUCUCGUCCUUCUAAACUCUCUCAACCGGUCCCUUACAAGAACUUUCAUGUCUGGACCGAAGAAUGGCCUCGCCAAUGGGGCUGGACGGGUGUCGAUAUUCCCGUACACAAUGUCAAGGCUCUUAGAGAUGAAAUCGAAAACGUUGGCUUUCCUAACUCUGAACUUGAACUUCCUCACGAUGCUAGUACUGCUGAGGUCACUGUAGGGGAUGAGGUGGCUGGAUCAGGAGAAGUGGUGAGCUGUAGUUUUGCGAGCAACAAAUGGAAAGUUGAAGUCAUCAAAGGUCAUAGUCGGCGUCCCUCAGCGCCUACCACGCCUACCAGCCGUCUCGCGAAUGUCACUUCAAUCCCAGCUACAAGCCCAAGUCCUUCAUCUGGUGAUCUUUCCCUUUAUCUUACAUGUCACGAAUUAGAAGUGGAUUGGCCUACCUCUCGUUCGAUCUCCACAUCCAUCAUUGUCUCUAUCAAAGAGCCAAGGAUCCCAGUCAAUCUCAACCCGAUCACUGAUCUCGGCAGUGCCAGUGAAGGAUGGAUAUGGAGAGUUUGCUGUGAGGAGCGUAGCUUUGAACGGGAGAGUGAAGUUUGGGAGUGCCAUACUUUUCCUUCCCUGUCUAAAAUAUUGGAAAAUCCACGAGUCGCAAUGUAUGACUCAUUCAUCAUCACCAUCCAAAUCGCCACGCCUUCGACAGUCUCACUACCUCAAAUCCCCAACUCGAGUUACAUUCCUCACACGUUGUUACAAGGGCUGGAAUCUCUGGUUGAUGAUCAAAACACAUCUGAUCUCCAAAUAUUGGUCACCGAAUAUGAUCCAUCUUUGUCCUUGACGUCUUCGGAUCAUCCAGUUCCUCCAAGACAUCGUAAACGAGUUCUCUAUGCACAUUCGGCGAUUCUCAAGAGCCGAUCGGAAUAUUUCCGUGCUAUGCUCGGAGACGAUGAACAAGGUGGAUGGGCAGAAGGUGGUACUAGUAGAGGCGAGAAUCGGAAGUUGGGAUUGGUCAAAAUUGAAGACUUUGACUUCAAUUGCGUUUACUGGCUUUUGCGCUGGCUUUAUUCAAAUCGUAUCUUUUUUGUAGAUCAGGAAGAUGUUCGGACUGAAUGCUUUCUUGGCUCGAGUCUCACCCAAGCUGCUUAUCCCUCCUCGGAUGAUAUGUUACCACACUCUUGGAACUGGCGUACCUACGGGGAAGCCGACGAGGGUGAACAUUCCGUGGCUGAGGCAGAGACCACUGCCGAAAGUAUCACGUCUGAUGACUUGCUUGAGACGGUGAGCGAAAGUGGAAUCAACUCAUCAGUCCAUGGAACCCCACGGGUUGCAAUUGCGUCUUCGACUGCUGCAUCCGCUUCUGGUCGCGGCCGUCCGCGUGGUGGCUCCACUACGGCUAGCGCAAGCUCAGCAGGCAAGCGCCGGACAACCAGUACGACUACUGGCUUCCCUGGACCACUUUCCCCUCUCGUACCUCAAAGUCCGUCUCAUGGGCUCCACAACCGCUCCGCUGGCUCAUCAGGCACUCGCGCACCAAGCUCUCGGGAUGCCGUUGGAGCGUCUCGUGCUAGCUCUGGUAGCUUUAGCCGUUCAACUCAUCAUACCAAUCCAAAUGCUGAUCCGUCCAGCCGAUCACGAUCUACCGAAGUUACUGUACCGCCGUCAUCCGACGGUGCCUGGUUGAUUGGGGAGCCCCAUUCACAUCCAGUCGCAGUUCCAAGCAAGGCAUCAGCGCUCUCGAUUUACAGACUCGCUCAUCGUUAUGAAUUGACCAACUUACAAGAGCUUGCGAUGACCCAUUUGGUCGCCAAUUUGACGCCUAGCACUGCUUUUCCUCUCUUAUUGGCUAGUUUUGUGUUUCCUGAACUUCAUACUGAGAUCAAGGCGUACUGUCUGGCUCAUUAUCAUGAAAUUGUACACGAACCAGAGUUUAGUAGAUGUUAUGCCGAAGUAGGAGAAGGAUUAUGGGAACAUGGCGGUGAAGUGCUUUUGUCUUUCACAAUGAGUUUGAUGCCGGGACCCCCAAACGGUUCUUGGUACUGAGGAUAUUUCAAUUUUUUGAGUGUAUGAUUUGGACCACCUGUUGAUCACUUUUUUUAUCAUAUUUCAUUAAGAGCUAGUUUCCAUAUAUCUUGUCAAUGUAACAGAUAUCAUUUUGUAUUUUAAUGAUGUCACUGUUGAUGUCAUUAUUGUUGUUCUCAUUUUUACCGUUGGAUUUUUGCAACUUGCUUGUAUCUAUGUAUAACUUACUUUUUGUGUUGAUAUUUGAAAUGAAAGAGCGUAUUUGAGUUUUGAUGGG
Melampsora larici-populina 98AG31 is the source of this 2836-nucleotide messenger RNA. RefSeq lists its product as uncharacterized. Gene Ontology annotation, biological process: proteasome-mediated ubiquitin-dependent protein catabolic process; regulation of proteolysis. The record is from RefSeq and is a predicted model, not a curated record. Lineage: Eukaryota; Fungi; Basidiomycota; Pucciniomycetes; Pucciniales; Melampsoraceae. Gene Ontology annotation, cellular component: cytoplasm. The coding region runs from base 103 to 2580 and encodes 825 amino acids. The transcript is spliced from 8 exons. Gene Ontology annotation, molecular function: ubiquitin protein ligase binding.